UUUUUCGCAGUGCAGAGACUUUGAGGUCAACUCUACUCAACGUUUGUAAUCUCACACGACCAAAUCAAAUCAAGUGUCUGCGUUUUCUACGCUGUGGACCGCAUUUUGCGUAAGCGUAAUAACGGUGCUAACUUUCCAGGAAAUUAAUUUGUCACUGUCACUCACUGCAUUCAUCAAUUUUCCAACUCAUAUUAGCAACACAUGAAGAUAUGGCAAAAUGCAACUUUCUUGGUGUUUUCCUCACCAUAUUGACUUCUUCAACUCCUCUCAAAUAUCUUUUGUGUCUGAUGCCAAUGAAAGGAAACCAGUAACAAUCAACUUUCCUUCUCACUUCUGAGUUCUAUCUAACACUAGCUUCGAACUUCAGUCAGUAUAAAAGGGAAAAAGAGAUACAAUUUGAAGGUUCAUUAGUUCAAACUUCCUGGCAAUAGAAAAGUGUUCAGUUUAUAUUGUUUGAGUAAAGAAUUCAGCAUGGCUGGGUUGGAGCUCGUUCCCAUAGGUACAAUUCUGACAUUGGUAACUUCACAAAUCUUGAAAACAGCUCAAGCAGCAUCUGAUGUUCUUGUUGGUAAAGAAAGUUUCAAGGCCCUUUCAAAACAUCUAUUUGAUAUUGAGCCAGUGCUGAAGGAAUUGCAGCUUCAAGAAUUGAAUGACUCUCAAGCCGCAAGGGUUGCUCUGGAGUCUCUUGAAGCAGAUGUUAAGAAGGCAAAUAAUUUGGUGGAAAAGUAUAGGAACCGUGGCCGUUUUUACUUAUUGAUUAAGUGUCGAUCAAUUGUUGAGGAGGUUGAACAAGUCACAAGGGAUAUUGGAAAGUCUCUACAUGCAUUGUCUAUUGCAAAUACUGAAGUCCUAUCAAGAAUUUCUGAUCAGGUCAAUAGAUUGCAAAAUGAGAUGCAAAGGGUGGAGUUUGAGGCUUCCCAGUCCCAGAUUCAAGUUGUUGACAAGUUAAACCAGGGACUUAGAGAACAGAAACUAGAUCAGGCUUUUGCAAAUGACAUGUUAGAGGAGAUAGCAAGGGCAGUUGGGGUGCCAGUGGAACCCUCAGAAAUAAGCAAAGAGUUGGCUAGCAUUAGGAAGGAAAAAGAAGAAGCUUCUGAAAGAAAAGAAAGAGCUGAAUGUGUUCUUUUGGAUCAGAUCAUUCAGUUACUCUCUCGAGCUGAUGCUGCAAGGGAUUAUGAAGAAGUAGAGAGGCAAUACUUUGAAAGGGUUAAGGUGAUAGAGAGAUAUGGUUCAAGGGAAAAAUAUAUCCCCCCACUCAAUUCUUUCCAUUGUUCUAUUACUGGAGCUGUUAUGGAAGAUCCUGUCAGCCUUUGCACUGGUACUACAUGUGAGAGACAUGCUAUUGAAGCUUGGUUUUACGAUGGCAACAGGAAAGACCCAGAAACUAAAGUUGUUCUUGAAGAUACUACCUUGAGGUCUAACAUUCCUCUAAGACAAUCUAUUGAAGAAUGGAGAGAACUUAAUUAUUGUCUGAUAAUAAGGUCUAUCAGAGAAAAUUUGUUAUCAUCUUCUGACCUGCAAGAAUCCUUGACCCAAAUGCAGGAUCUUGUAAGAAAGAAUUCUAUUAACAAGGAUUGGAUUUCUAUAGGAGAGCUUACUGAUAAUGUUAUCUCUAUCCUCGGGAGCUCUGAUGACAAAGAAGUAAAGAGGAAGAUUUUGAUAACUUUGAAGGAUGCUGUUGAGGGGAAUACAAGAAACAAGGAGAAAGUGGCUGAAUCUCGAGGAUGGGAUCACGUUCUUUCCUGCUUAGGGAGUGACUCUAGCAUUUCCAAGGAAGCAAUUGAUCUGCUAUAUGAACUGCUUCAAGAACAAUCUGGUUGGAAUCAAUAUCUCUGUAAAAGGCUUUGUGAAAAUCGCACUGCAGUUUUGUCCCUUGUUGCCCUUCUAAAGAAUCUUUCCAGCCAUUCUACCGAAGUUGCCGAAAAGAUUUUGACGAAGCUUUUUGAACUAAACGAGGAAACCAUUACUAUUGCUGCUGAUUUUGGCUGGUAUAAACCUCUUGUUGAUCGCAUGAUUGAAGGACCAGAUUCAAGAAUAUCAAUGGCAAAAGCCAUUGUUAAUUUGGAGUUGAAUGCUUCAAACUUGAAACUCCUUGGCAACGAAGGAGUUAUACCUCCUUUGCUAGAAAUGCUGUCGGGAAGCGCUGAAUCAAAAGACUUGUCAUUGUCAGCCCUGAUUAAAUUAGCAGGAUCUCAUGCUAAUAAAGGAAUUAUUGCUACAUCUGGAGGAGUUCCUCUUAUUCUAGAUUUAAUGUUCUCUCCUCGGACACGGGCAUUCAUCAUCAUUAAAUGCUCUGAAAUCAUUGAGAAGCUUUCUUCAAAUGGUGAUGGAAUUUGUUUCUUCGUUGAUGGAGAGGGGAAACAGAUUGAGUUAGAUUCCAUCAUCACCAAAUUACUAGCUUUGCUGCAGAGUUUCAGCUUAGGUCCUAACAUACGUAAGCCUGCACUGCGUGCACUUCUUGGCAUUUGCAAGUUUGAGACUGAUUUGGUUAAGAAAGCAAUUCUUGCAGCCAACGGCGUAUCUCUAAUUCUUCCACUUCUUGAUGAUCCCGACUCAGAAAUCAGAGAGACCUCCAUAAUUCUACUCUAUCUUUUCUCUCAACACGAGCCAGAAGGAGUAGUUGAAUACCUCUUCAAGCCUAGAAGGCUUGAAGCCUUGAUUGGAUUUCUUGAGAAUGAGGAGAAUGAUAAUGUACAGAUGGCUGCUGCUGGUUUACUUGCUAACCUGCCAAAAUCAGAACGAGAACUCACUAUGAAGGUGAUUGAGCUGGGUGGACUUGACGCAAUCAUAAGCAUUUUGAAAACUGGCAAAAUGGAAGCAAAAGAAAAUGCUCUCAGUGCACUCUUCAGGUUCACAGACCCUACAGAUAUUGAGUCACAGCAAGAUCUGGUUAAACGCGGAAUAUACCCUUUGCUUGUAGAUUUUCUCAACACUGGUUCGGUCACGGCAAAGGCAAGAGCAGCAGCUUUCAUUGGUGAUCUUUCGAUGAGCACUCCAAAGCUCACAGUUAUUCCGAAGCCAACUGGUUGCUGGCUUUUCAGAUCAUCACGUGUUCCUUUGUGUCCAGCACAUGGGAGUGUAUGCAGUGUGAACAGCACAUUUUGUCUUUUGGAGGCUAAGGCUUUACCUGGCUUGAUAAAGCUAUUACAUGGGGAGGUUCAUGCAACUGCUUAUGAAGCAAUACAGACACUUUCCACAUUGGUUUUGGAAGAAUUUCCUCAAAGGGGAGCUCGUGUCUUGCAUGAGAAUAAUACAAUAAGAUCCUUAUUGGACAUUUUGAACUGGGGAACUGAUUCUCUCAAGGCAGAAGCUCUAGGACUGUUAGAGAAGGUGUUUGUGUCAAAGGAAAUGGUAGAAUACUAUGGAACAACAGCUAGAUCACGUCUUAUUGGUUUGACUGGCAUGAAUAUAUAUGGAGAAAGUCACCUCAGGAGAAAGGCUGCCAAAGUACUAUCAUUGCUUGAACGCUAUUCAAAGUCAUCAUCAUCUGCCAUCUCCGGUGUUCUGGAGUGAAAUUGCAGUCCUUUAGUAGUUUUAUUUACCUCUUUGUGUUCUCACUCUAGUGUUUUAUUUUGUGUAAACACUGUAAAGUUCGCAUUUUCAUGGAAGCUUUUAAGGUUUUUACAUAAGAAUUGCUUAAAAAUUCAGUGUACAUGCAUGCCAGAGUGAAUAGGAAAGCUUUUGGGCAACUUUUAAAGAGUAGUAUUAAAUCUCCAAACUUGAAAAUUGUAACUCAUUAAUGUUUCAUCAUGUGUUGAAAUUGUCAGUCUCUAAAAUCAUGCUAGAUGCCAGUUAUGAAUACGUGUGUGCCAACUACCUUGUUUAUCCUGUUAUUAUCAUUAUUUGAUUACC
Molecule: messenger RNA, 3852 nt
Organism: Vigna umbellata (rice bean)
Lineage: Eukaryota; Viridiplantae; Streptophyta; Magnoliopsida; Fabales; Fabaceae
Product: U-box domain-containing protein 44-like
Biological process (GO): cell surface receptor signaling pathway; protein ubiquitination
Molecular function (GO): ubiquitin-protein transferase activity; protein binding
Source: RefSeq, a predicted model, not a curated record